AACCAAUUCCUCUCCCUCUCUCACACACACACUUUCUCAUUCUCUCUUUUUCUUCUACCACUUCUGCUACUUCUAUCAAACGUCUUCAUCGUCAAUUGCUUCUCUCUCAUACCUUCUUUCAUUCAUACACGCUACGAACAAUUGACAGCAAUCACUGCAACGCAAAGCAACCUGCUAAACCUAAAAAAACACCACACUCGUCCUUCCUUUCCAUACAACCAAACUCCCCCCAUUGCUUCUCGCCAAAGCCUUUUGAAAGAACGCAUCUUUUCUUAAAACUCCACCCGCUUUUAUACAGCGUUGCCUUGUUUCUUUCCUUCUCUCCUUCUCUUCAUCGUUCCCUCUUACGCGUGCCGCCCACUCCCCUCUCUCUCACACCUUUCAUUCCCAACAGUCGACUUGGCCAUAUACAGUCAAUUCGUCUUCACUUUAUCUGCACCCAUUAAAUAUAUUCAACUGCCGUCAUGGGAUUCUGUCAUCGUUGCGGCGAACUUGUCCACGGCGCAAACUGUCUAAAGUGCGGUGGCCGUUCAGUAUCAUCCGUCACAAGUGGGCUCCAGUCCAACUCCAGGAACGACCCUUGGAUCAACGCAUAUCAAAACAUCCUUGAUGGAGGCAUCUCAAAGCCUUCGAAGCGUAUGUCCAUGCCCGCUGUUCCUUCCAUGACCAAACCGCAGUCGCAGUCACUCGUCAUUCAGAAGCACUGUAAUGGUUGCUACAAACAGAUCUUCCAGGCCAAGGUGUUUGUGGAGCCAGGGAAGCCGUCUAUCAUCUACUGCGAGAAGUGCUAUAUCGAAAAGUUCACUAAGGGAAGCUGUCCGACCUGCACCAAGCCCGUUUUGUCCAAGACCGACCCCUAUAUCACACACAAUAAGCGGACAUGGCACGCAGUCUGCUUCAAGUGCUUCAAGUGUCACGUCGAUGUAGCCUCAAGGCCCAUGGUUGACUUGCGUGGACGACCCUGCUGCGAGGAAUGUCUUAUGGCACAGGCAGGAGCAGAGAACCAGAGUCCAUCUCUUCAGGAUCAGGAUCUGUCAACCUUCAGAGAUAGCCCCACACCCGGAAACCGCUCAGCCGCCAACUCACCAGCACUUUCUUCAUCACCCCUGCCUGCAAACACAAGAACAUCCAACAGCCCCUACCUUGACGCAUCAUUGGAAAUCCCUUCCCGCCUGCAGCCCAACUUGUCUCCCCUCGAUAUCAACUUGGACAGGAGCCACAUGCAGACAAGCCCACCAUUGUCUGCACAGAGCACCUCUAGCCAGUCAUCAUUGGGGGCAUCAUCGUCUUUCAGAAACGCUGGAUCGAGUGGAUACACAAGCGGUACCUCAUCGACCUAUUCCAGCUUGGGACGUAAGGGCUCUGAUUCACUCACGCCCUCGGCUCUCCCAUCCGGUUCAGCUUCUAACCUGCUCAGGGCAGAACACGGCUCAACCACAAGUAGCCCAGUCCUGUCCUACCGCCGACCCAGCUCCUCCCUGUCCAUUCAUUCGUACAACAGCUCCAGGCCAUCUUCACCUGCGCUCAGUCGACAUGAACAAGACUCCGAUGGAGGGUUCAAGUCGAAUGACGAGACCGAUACGCCCGGCAAGGACCAAGGACUCGCCGAGAACAUGUCCGAGUCAACCCUUCACGGGUUGCAUCGGGCAAGGUCGCAUUCGACGCCCAGUGCAGAUAACCGUGUAGAUCAAUACCCUACCUCGUCCGUGGACGCCAACCUUGUAGCCCCCACAGAAAAGCUCUCCUUGUCGCCAGUAGAACGUCCGCAACCUAAAGCAGAGCCUUCGACUGGGCCACAACGACCGAUUAUAGGUCGUGCGCGCUCUCGGACCUCUGUUGGUCCAGCACCAUCAGCUUCGGUGCGAGCGAGAACACAGGCGUAUAUGAACCAAGCCAAGUCCGGUAGCUCACCUACAAGAAGCAACAGCCAGAUGUUCGGCUCGAGCCAGAACUUGACUGUUAACCGGGCCUCGUCUAUGCUCAACCACCCGUCCAAGCAAGAGACAUCGCCGUCUGCAGCUGCUUCAUCAGAGGCCGAGUCCAAGCGUCCGUCCUUGCAGCGACAUGGCCGCCAACGUUCGAGCACUGUCGGAGAGGCCGUCAGUUUCCCUUCCGUGAACGUGGACUCGCCAGUGAGCCCGAGUCUUUGGCGUGCAUCCAUUCCAGAGAACCAUUGUCUGAAGUGUUUGGAGAAGGUGACGGAGAACGGGGUCCGGUUACAGAAUGGUGAUCGAUACCAUAUCAGUUGCUUUUUGUGCCACGGCUGCAAGCAGGUCUUUACAGAAUCGGAAUUCCAUGUCGUCUUGGGCCGACCCUAUCAUCCAAGCUGCGUCUCUAUGGCUGGCCCAUCGAGCGCGAUGAGUGCGUUGACGAAGUGCCAGCAGUGCCACAAGGUCAUUACCGGCAAGUCAAUCCGGUUUGCUGGUCUGAACUACCACACACAAUGCUUUGCUUGCACACACUGCAACAAGGCGCUCACCAGCACUAGUCGCUUCUUCGAAGUCGAAGGUCGGGUCGAGUGCGAGCAGUGCUGUGACGAGCGCGACAAUGCGUCCCAUCUGCCGCCCAAGAUCGUGCCUGUCCCUCGAGCGGCAGAACACUUCCCGAUGCCAGUGAUCGACAGUUUGUCCCGACGGGCCAGCCUGCCUAUGGAGCCCUCGGGCCCAGGUAUGAUGGCGACCAAUGCCAAUGGAAACCUCUCUCGAUCUGGUUCUGGUUCCGGCUGCGGAUCCCCUGUUGGUUCAGCAUCUCCACUGCGGUCACCAGCUUCGCCCUCGGGAUCUACGAACAAUUUUCUUAACGAUGUGAGGGACCAGACCGCCGGCAGUGGAGCAGCGUCACCGGUGUUGGUGAUGCCGUCUCCGCUGGCAGAGCGAGCGACCCCUCCGGUGUUGACAUCGUUCUUUGGUACGAGGACGCGUCCAUUGCCAAAGUUUGGAGGUGUGACGACGUGUCCACGUUGCCAUCUGGCCGUGAGUGUGAUGGAACAGGUCCCUGGGCCCAAGAAUGAGAAGUGGCAUAAGAAGUGCUUGAACUGCACGGGAUGCAAGAAGGUGUUGGAUUCGAGCGCGCUUACGCGUGGUGAGGGCGAGGCCUUCUGUCGUGCAUGCUUUAACAAGACGCGUGGUCGAGUUUGAAGAGGGCGUAAAAGCUAAACACCAUUUUUGAUCGGCAUCCACCAAAGGCCAAGGCGAACCUUCCUUAUUUAGUCUUCGUUAUUUUUUUUAAAGAAAAAAAGAAUAAAUGAAUGACAAUCGAAAAGGAAAAAGAGCGACACUCUUUCAUAUUCAUACCUAUCGCGUCAUCUUGUACGGUAGAGCAUGUCCGCUGUUGCCUCGACGGUACCCUAUCUUGUGUUUCCAUAUGAGCAUGUAAAAAGGGGGAUGGGAUGGUCUAGUUGAACAACAGGCCAGCAGAGUAAACAAGGGUGAUUGCGCUUUGUGAAGACGCGUGCUCAGGAAUGAAUACAACAAGGUCAGUCGCUUCUUCGCUGAGGGUUUAUUCAUACAUGGGUCUGAGGACGAAAAGCGGGAGCGGGAGCGAAAGGGAUACAUAGUCUAGCAUGUGUGUCAUUGGUAGCGGGUGUAUUUCGACCCAGAAACGCGUAUUCU
Messenger RNA from Gamsiella multidivaricata, 3611 nucleotides. RefSeq lists its product as uncharacterized. The transcript has 6 exons. Gene Ontology annotation, cellular component: nucleus; Z disc. Gene Ontology annotation, molecular function: transcription coregulator activity. The record is from RefSeq and is a predicted model, not a curated record. Lineage: Eukaryota; Fungi; Mortierellomycota; Mortierellomycetes; Mortierellales; Mortierellaceae. Bases 465 to 3137 code for a protein of 890 amino acids.